Molecule: messenger RNA, 441 nt
Organism: Colletotrichum spaethianum
Lineage: Eukaryota; Fungi; Ascomycota; Sordariomycetes; Glomerellales; Glomerellaceae
Exons: 1
Coding region: 1-441 (146 amino acids)
Source: RefSeq, a predicted model, not a curated record
AUGCCUCUUUGGACUUUUAGUCACUCUGCAGGCGCCUUUACUGCCGAAGAGAAGAAGGACUUGGCCGAGGCAAUUACUAAGCUUUACACCGAUGCCGGCUUGCCUGCUUUCUAUGUCAAUGUUCAAUUCAUUCCUCUCUCGGAGAACGACAUGUGGUAUGGAGCUAAGCCCCAUCCCAAGUUCACAAUGAUCUCAAUCAUUCACGUCGCCCAGAACGUGCAAAACCACCCGAUGAAAGCAAGAAAGGCGUUCAUCAAUUCGGUUGACAACAUUCUUACUCCAAGGAUGACUCAAAAGGGGAUGGGUUGGGAGUAUUAUGUUCUGGAAGGCCCCCGGGAGUUUUGGAAAAUUGAUGGCAUCGUACCCCCUCCCACAGGCUCCGAGAUGGAAAAGUUGUGGGCCAAGCAUAACAGACCAAUUUUGGCAGAGUCUAAACUUUAG